AUGGAGGAACAGGUCGAGAAUGCCAUCCAGAUCGCCGCCAACCCGACAUCCAGCCAGGAGGUGCGCGGCCAAGCUAUAGGGUACCUGGAACAGCUACGCUCAGAAGGCUCCGCAUGGCAGGCAGCCCUUUCGCUCUUCACGCGCAACCCUCGCGCCACCGAUUUCGUCCGUCAUACCUCGCUCGAUCUUGUCAACAAUGCAAUCCAGGAGCAUCGCCUAGAUGAGCAAAGCACCACAUACAUCAAAGACACCCUCAUGAAUCAUAUCCGUCAGUCCUAUGUGCCUGGAAGUGGGGCUGCGGAUACAAGUCACAUUCAGAACAAGCUGAUGCAGACUAUCACAUACCUUUUCGUCGCCUUAUACCCGUCUUCAUGGCAAUCUUUCUUCGACGAUUUCCGCGCCCUGGCCGGUGACCAGGCUGCGAUUGGUAGCGUCAAUACAGCUACAACGUUCCUAUACCUUCGUAUGCUUGGCCAGGUCCACGAUGAGAUUGCGGAUCAAUUGGUCACACGUUCGGAAUACGAAAAGAAGCGGAACACAGAACUGAAGGAUCUCAUUCGACAGCGGGACGUACAAAAAAUUGCGGCUUCCUGGCAAGAGAUCCUCGACAAGUGGCGAGAGACGGAUCUUGGGCUCGUGGAGAUGUGCUUGAGGGCUAUCGGACGUUGGGUUAGCUGGAUCGAUAUAAACUUGGUCGUGAACCAAACUAUGAUCACCACUUUCCUGGAGAUGGCUGGUCAGCAAGGUAUCGCUGACCCUGAGAGUGCUGCUGGAAAAGUGCGCGAUGCCGCCAUCGAUACCUUUUCAGAAAUUGUUGGCAAGAAAAUGAGUCCAUCAGACAAGAUUGAGCUGAUUACUUUCCUGAAUCUCGCUGAAGUUGUUGGUCAACUCAUCAAUAGUCCAGCUCUGGCUGAGUUCCACAGUCCAAAUUACGACAACGACCUUGCAGAGACGGUCGCCAAGCUUGUUAACAACAUUGUUUUUGACAUUGUCAAGAUUCUAGAAAAUGAAACAGUCGAAAAUCACAUUCGGCAGCGCGCAGACGACCUCAUUCGAAUCUUCACGCCGUAUCUCCUACGUUUCUUCGCCGACCAGUACGACGAAGUAUGUUCCACUGUCAUUCCAUCCCUCACAGAUCUCCUUACCUUCCUACGAAAACUGCAAAAGAAGACAGGGUCUGUACCCCCACAGUACGCCGCUGUUUUACCGCCAGUCUUGGACGCGAUCAUUGCGAAGAUGAAGUAUGAUGAAACAGCAUCUUGGGGUGAAGAGGGCGAGCAGACCGACGAAGCAGAAUUCCUCGAUCUCCGACGGCGUCUUCAUGUUCUACAACAGACGGUGACUGCCAUCGACGAGGCAUACUAUAUCGAAACGCUCAGCCGCCUAGUGAACGGAACAUUUGGACGUUUGUCACAAGGGGACCAGUCAUUGAAUUGGCGCGACCUUGAAUUGGCCCUACACGAGAUGUUUCUGUUUGGAGAACUCGCCAUGCGGAAUUCGGGACUUUAUGCAAAGCGCGAACCUUCUUCUGCGGCCGCUCAACAGCUUGUUGUUAUGAUGAACAGCAUGGUAGAGUCUGGCCUUGCAAACUAUCCACACCCUGCUGUUCAAUUACAGUACAUGGAGAUUUGCGUUCGCUACUACCAGUUCUUCGAGCAGAACCCUGGACUCAUCCCCAAAGUUCUUGAAAACUUUGUCAGUCUUACCCACAGUGAACACCUCAAAGUUCGCUCAAGAUCCUGGUAUCUUUUUCAACGUCUAGUCAAGCAUCUACGAGCACAACUGGGCAAUGUUUCCUACGAUAUCAUCCAAGCAGUCGGAGACUUGCUCACAAUCAAAGCCGAGCUGCCCGACAACUCAGAAGAUGAAAUGUCGUCUGACGAAGAAGACCAAUCUGCGGAUGCGCUGUUCAAUUCACAGCUGUACCUUUUUGAAGCUGUUGGAUGCAUCGCCUCGUCAAGUACUGUUUCAGUAGAAAACAAGAAGUUAUACGCACAAACCAUCAUGGGCCCAUUAUUCGAGGAUAUGCAAAAGACCCUUCCCCAAGCAAGGAACGGCGAUGAGCGGGCUAUACUACAAAUUCAUCAUAUCAUCAUGGCUUUGGGAACGCUGGCACGCGGUUAUUCGGACUGGGUUCCAUCGAACAACAACAGCGCUCUCCCACACAGUGAGGUUGCAGAUGAGUUUGUCAAAGCGUCCGAGGCUAUCCUCGUCGCUGUCGAAUCGCUGAACUCGUCUAGCUCUAUUCGUCAUGCCGCGCGCUUUGCCUUCUCACGUAUGAUUGCUGUUCUGGGCUCGCGAUUACUACAGCAGCUACCAUCAUGGAUUGAAGGCUUGUUGUCACUCAGUUCAUCAAUGGAUGAGAUUAGCACAUUCCUCAAGGUUCUUGGUCAAGUCAUUUUCACAUUCAAAUCAGAAAUCGCCGGCAUCCUGGAUAGUGUCAUGAGUCCAGUCUUGCAGCGCAUCUUCACCGCCUUAGCCGUGGUCCCUUCGGGCACAGACGACGAGAUCCAGCUCGCUGAACUUCGUCGAGAAUAUCUGAACUUCAUUGUUGUCAUUCUCAAUAAUGGCCUCGGGUCUGUGCUCGUUAGUAAUGCAAACCAAGGGACUUUCGAGCCCAUCAUUUCUUCCAUUGAGACAUUCGCACGGGACACACAAGACUACCAAACUGCGCGCCUUGCAAUCUUUGUACUCAUUCGCAUGGUCUCUGUCUGGGGCGGACCCGACAAGGUCGGACCUGGCGCAAAUGCCACACCUACUUCGCCAGAUACCACACAAGCACCAUUGCCAGGUUUCGACAACUACGUGGUAGAGAAGUUUGCGCCGUUGGCAUGGUCCAUCCCAGCAUCUCCAGGUUUCAACGCUAAAGAUGCACAAGCGCGACAAGUGCUGUAUGAGACGGCGAAUCUCCAGCACGAGAUCAUCAAGAAGGUUGGUGAAUCAUAUGCGGAGCGUCUCAAGGGCGACCUGAGCGGCAUGGGUAUUGGCGAGGAUGUUCAAGAUCAGUAUCUACGCACGCUCGCAGGCUCAUUUGAAGGCCCAAAGAAGGAGAAGGAAUGGCGUAACUUUUAUACCCAGUUUGUGGAUCGCAUGCUUGCAAGCAGGGCUUAGGCACCUUGGGAGUCCUAUUGGUUGUGUCGGCCCAAGAAUCACAGGAGAUGGUCGAGGGUUACGGCGUCAAUCAACUGUAAGUUCUGGGAAGGCAUCAUUCUGCAUGGUAGCGGGCGCGAGGAACAGCUUGUUUUCUGCUUGGGGGCAUCAUAGCCUGAUUAUUUUGUGAUAACCCUUUUUUUCAUGUACUGUUCAAAGCUAGCUUGCGUUUCGUUUUCCAGAAAUGCGGUACCCAAUAUCAAAAAGAUGGAAAUUUUUGAUUUUUUUCCUAAU
Messenger RNA from Bipolaris maydis ATCC 48331, 3384 nucleotides. Lineage: Eukaryota; Fungi; Ascomycota; Dothideomycetes; Pleosporales; Pleosporaceae. The record is from RefSeq and is a predicted model, not a curated record.